Molecule: messenger RNA, 666 nt
Organism: Rhagoletis zephyria (snowberry fruit fly)
Lineage: Eukaryota; Metazoa; Arthropoda; Insecta; Diptera; Tephritidae
Source: RefSeq, a predicted model, not a curated record
AUGGCCGGCCGCGAGCCGUACCGCCUGAAGCCGCUCCUCAUCGGCUACAACCUCUUCCUCAGCCUCUGGAACGCCCACUUUCUCUAUCGCUUUCUGGUGCUCCACCGCUGGGGGGCGGACGUCUUUGACUUCCGUCGGCCGUCCUUUGAAGACCACUCGCCGCUGGCCCUCGAGCAGAUCAGCCUGCAGCACGUCUACCUGCUCUCCAAGUUGGUCGACCUCUUUGAGACGAUCUUCUUUGUGCUGCGCAAGAAACCGAAUCAGAUUACCGCCCUCCACACCUACCACCACUUCACUGUUCCCAUCAUCGGCUUCGUCAGCAUCCGCCUGGUGGGCAACAGUCGGCCGUUGUUGCUCUUUGGCCUCUGCAACUCCUUUAUUCACACGAUCAUGUACGGCUACUACGGCCUGUCCGCCUUUGGGCCCCACAUGCAGCCGUACCUCUGGUGGAAGCGGUACAUCACCCAGAUUCAGAUCAUCCAAUUCGCCAUCUUCAUCGUCGUCGGCGUCGCCUUCGUCACCCUCCAAACCGGCCACCACUGGUUCUACCUGACCUGCUUCUUUGGCCAGUCGUCGCUCUACCUGGUCCUCUUCAUUCGCUUCUACCUCAAAACGUACAAACAACAACAGCAACAGCAACAACAGAGCAAGAGGAAAGUCGCCUAA